Molecule: messenger RNA, 1023 nt
Organism: Plectropomus leopardus (leopard coralgrouper)
Lineage: Eukaryota; Metazoa; Chordata; Actinopteri; Perciformes; Serranidae
Source: RefSeq, a predicted model, not a curated record
AUGAAGUCAGUCCUCUGGAGCCUCCUGUCCUGCGCCUCACUGCUGCUGUCUGAUGUCCUGGCCACAUACCACCUCAGUGCGGGGGACCCUCAGCUCACAGCCGCACAGAGCUUCGCACAAACCAGGAACAAUGGCCGACCACCGUUCAGGACCCUCAAUCCAGCAAAGACAGACUCUCAGUGCAGGAGCCGUCCCCUGGACCUGGUCUUUAUCAUUGACAGCUCUCGCAGCGUGCGUCCCGGUGAGUUUGAAAAGGUGAAGAUAUUCCUGGCUGACAUGGUCGACACGUUGGACGUCGGCUCGGAAGCCACCAGAGUAGCUGUGGUCAACUACGCCAGCACGGUCAAAAUCGAGUUCCUGCUCAAAAACCACUUCAACAAACCUGACAUGAAGAAAGCCAUUUCCCGCAUCGAGCCCUUGGCAACCGGCACCAUGACUGGCCUCGCCAUCAAGACGGCAGUGAACGAAGCCUUCACAGAGCAGUCUGGAGCCCGGCCUCGCUCAAGGAAUAUCUCCAAAGUGGCCAUCAUUGUAACAGACGGGAGACCACAAGACCAAGUGGAAGAGGUGUCGGCUGCUGCCCGGGCCUCAGGCAUUGAGAUCUACGCUGUCGGGGUGGACCGUGCCGACAUGCGCUCCUUGAAGCUAAUGGCCAGCAUCCCUCUGGAAGACCACGUCUUCUAUGUGGAAACCUACGGCGUUAUCGAGAAGCUCACCUCUAAGUUCAGGGAGACCCUGUGCGGUCUGGACCCCUGUGCCAUGGGACAUGACUGCGAGCACAUAUGUGUCAACAGCAAUGCCUCGUAUUACUGCCAGUGCCGGAAUGGUUAUAUCUUGAAUGCGGACAAGAAAACAUGUUCCCUGAAACAGGUGAAGGCAGUGGUGGUGGAGGAUCCCUGUAAAUGUGAAGCCAGACUGGCCUUCCAGAAGCAGACACAAGCUGCCAUCCAGCAGCUCACAGCCAAGCUGGCCGAUGUGUCCGGGAGAAUCGAGAGUCUGGAGAACAUGGUGGGCCGUGCUUGA